AUGCUGGAUUUAGACAAAACUUUGGACGAAGAAACAGCAGCUGAUAAAUGUAUUCUACGCGGUAGUUCUAUUUCGAAGGAAGUUGAGGUAGUGAUCUCAGAUCUUAUGAAAAUUUCAUCGUACAACCUGGAUGCACAACAAAAAUUUUACGAUGCACUUUCCGAAGUUUUGACGAAAGAUGUUCCAGUCGCGGAAGUUUCCAGUAAAUAUGGGAUAGCAGUUGAUGCAUUUCAACCGUAUAUUACGGAAGCUCGCGUGCUGCUUGGACAAUCACCCUAUUCAACAUCAUCUAAUAUCAGGGAAACAUCAACGGAGUUGGACUCAGAAUUACCGAAUGGUAGUAGGAAAUAUGCAGAUGGAAAAAAUCAUUUCGACGAAAUAUUUACAAACAUCGAACUUCCACUGAAGGACAUUUCUGGUGAUACAGUCUUUACAACUUUCGUUGCUGUCCAUCCAACAAAUAUGGCAAAAGAUUUUUCAAAACACGAAAAACGAUAUGAUACGGGAAACUUGUUGACGAAAGCAUACCUGCUUUCGUCAAUGACAGCCCUCAUACUUGCCACGUUCGAUUCGAGGCGUAACAAAAUUCUUCCCGAUACAAAGCUGGACAAAAAAUUAAGCAGAAAAGACUAUAGCGGAAAGCCGAAAAAUUUGGCUGUUAAAAUAGACAAGGGUGUAAAUGGAAAACCGGUCACAGCUUCGUCAUAUUCAAAUGAAAUUAUAUCCUCAAACGUUGAAAAUGGCCAGGAUUUUAACAUAUUGUCAGUCAAAUCAACAAACGAUACAUAUUUUGAGCAGCUGACGAAAAACGAAGCCUUCCUAUGGAGUCGACUAGUUCGACAGAAGAAAACACAAAGAUUGAUAUGUGAUGAUGUUACAUAUGAAACCGAUAAUGAGUAA
Molecule: messenger RNA, 900 nt
Organism: Loa loa (African eye worm)
Lineage: Eukaryota; Metazoa; Nematoda; Chromadorea; Rhabditida; Onchocercidae
Exons: 7
Coding region: 1-900 (299 amino acids)
Source: RefSeq, a predicted model, not a curated record